Molecule: messenger RNA, 408 nt
Organism: Metarhizium robertsii ARSEF 23
Lineage: Eukaryota; Fungi; Ascomycota; Sordariomycetes; Hypocreales; Clavicipitaceae
Product: Histone H2A
Exons: 3
Coding region: 1-408 (135 amino acids)
Cellular component (GO): nucleosome
Molecular function (GO): structural constituent of chromatin; DNA binding; protein heterodimerization activity
Source: RefSeq, a predicted model, not a curated record
AUGACUGGCGCAGGAAAAUCUGGUGGCAAGGCCUCUGGUUCCAAGAAUGCUCAAUCGCGUUCUUCUAAGGCUGGUCUGGCAUUUCCUGUUGGUCGUGUCCACCGUCUUCUCCGAAAGGGCAACUAUGCUCAGCGUGUUGGCGCUGGUGCCCCUGUUUACUUGGCUGCUGUUCUCGAGUACCUCGCUGCCGAAAUUCUCGAGUUGGCCGGUAACGCUGCCCGCGACAACAAAAAGACUCGUAUCAUCCCCCGUCACUUGCAACUAGCUAUCCGAAACGAUGAGGAGUUGAACAAGUUGUUGGGUCAUGUCACUAUUGCCCAGGGUGGUGUUUUGCCCAAUAUUCACCAGAACCUACUGCCGAAGAAGACUGGUGGCAAGAGCGGCAAGAAUGCGAGCCAGGAGUUGUAA